UUAUAAUAGGCACAGCAACAAAAUAGUAGCAGAGCAGUCCUUUAUGUACAAUACAGCUUAUUUUUAGGUAUUACAGAGAUUAUUUUCUUGCAGAGUUUGUAUGUGCUCAUCUAAAGUUUCAGUCCAGUGCUGGCAAAAACCUUUCAGGACCUUAUGAGGAAAUCAUCAACAAUGUGGACCGUGGCUCUCGUUCUUUGCUUGGGAAAUAUUCUCAUCAGAGGCGAGGCCAGUGAUCAGCAUUCAGGAUCAUUCCCUGUAAUUGAACUCUCUGAAACAGCCUCUCCUGGUCUUUUAAUACUGGAAAAACAGAAAUCCAACAGCUCAAUUCAUCCACCCCGAGUAGCAGGACCACAAACACCACAACCUCCUAUGUGCUUGGAGUCAGCUGGAAUCAGAGACGCCUUCAAAUAUGUCAAUACUAUAGUCUCUCUUGUUGUGUUUGUUGUUGGAAUUGUGGGAAAUUCAGCCUUACUGAAAAUCAUAUAUGUAAACAAAUGCAUGAGAAGUGGACCAAACAUUCUCAUUGCGAGUCUUGCUUUGGGGGAUCUAAUCCACAUUGUGAUAGACAUUCCAAUCAACGCAUACAGACUCAUGGCAGAAGAUUGGCCAUUCGGAUUGGUGCUGUGCAAACUUGUCCCCUUCAUACAGAAAACCACUGUUGGAAUUACUGUGUUGAGCUUAUGUGCUUUAAGUGUUGACAGAUACCGAGCUGUAGUAUCCUGGAAUCGAAUCAAAGGCAUCGGGGUUUCACUGUGGACAGCAAUCGAAAUAACUCUGAUAUGGGUUAUUUCUAUCCUGCUGGCUGUGCCUGAAGUUGUCGGCUUUGAUAUGAUAACAAUGGACUAUAAAGACAUGCAUCUGAGAAUAUGUCUGCUUCAUCCCAUGCAAACCACACAGAUCAUGCAGUUUUAUAAAUCAGUAAAGGACUGGUGGCUCUUUGGUUUCUACUUUUGCAUGCCACUGGCUUGGACUGCCGUCUUCUACACGCUCAUGACCAGGAAAAUGCUGAGGAAUACUGAGAAUACAUUAAGCGACCACACCAAGCAGAGACGAGAAGUCGCAAAAACUGUCUUCUGCCUGGUGAUCGUGUUUGCACUUUGUUGGUUGCCUCUAUACCUAAGCAGAAUCUUGAAAUUAACCAUAUAUGAUGAGAAAGAUCCUAAUAGGUGUCAGCUACUGAGUGUCUUUCUUGUCCUGGACUAUUUUGGCAUUAAUACGGCAUCACUCAACUCAUGCAUCAACCCUAUUGCAUUGUACAUAGUCAGCAAAAAAUUUAAAAGAUGUUUCAAGGCAUGUCUGUGCAGUUGGCGUCUACCUGUUCAAGCUGUUACCCAUGACGAGGUGCAGUCUGUUUUGAAGUCCAGAAUGCAGGAUCAAGCCUCAGAGCAGAGCUGCAACAUCAAAGGUCACAAGCAGACUUCCACACCUCUACCUGAGCAGGAGAACACCUUACUGUGUUAACAAACCCAUAUGGAACUGUGAAAAUACUUUGUAAGUUCUUUAAUGUUUCUCUAUUAAAUAUAUAUAUGGCUAUCAAAGCAGCUACCAAAGCUGCUCUAUCGGUAGCUCAGCAACCUUGACAUGUCAUCCUAAUAUUAUAAAAUACCUUGUGAAUAACAUGCCACAUUGUCUUUUGUACUGCUGUCGUCAGUUGAACAUCUGCUUUGGCAUGAGCAACCUGGAGUCAGACUGUUCAGACUAUUUGCCCCCUGGGCUUGACUCACUCCCAACCAUUACAUCAGAUUUUACCUAGUACCUAUCCUGUAUCAUGCAUCACAGUUCUCAAAUCACUGUUUUGGGCACGAUGUUAACCUGGCACCCAUCAACAGAAAUCUUGUCACGGCUUACUGCCUGCAUAUAUAUUAUUUUGAUUCUGUUUCUGGAUUCUGGAAAGACACUGUGCCGUAGGAAAUCAAGCAAAUGGGAAUUCAAAAUGAUUACGGUGGGUUUUAUGGGGUACUGUGUAUUAUUAGCACAUAAAUGUGUGUUUUCAUCUCUGUUAAGUUUCCCAUACACAGGAGCCUAAGAGUUUAUAGCGUUCCUUUCAUUCUUGAACCUUGAGAAACAUAUCAAAUUGGUGCCACAAGUAGAUUCUGUCUCUGCCACUGAAUGACUGAUUGAUGGUGGCCUAUUUUUAAUGCAUUGUUAAAUGUGUAAUGCAUGGAGACACUUUAUAAAAGACCUGAGAGUGGGGAAGAAGAAAAACGAAGAUGACAGAAUGAGGUCAGGAGGAGAGAGGGAAGGGGGAGGGGGGGUAGAGAUGAGCACCUGAUAGGUCUUCCUGUCACAGGACAAGGCAAGCACAAAUAGAGUGCUGUUCUUCCAGCUAAUGCUGUAUUAGUCUGCAAAACUGUCUUGAUGCUGUGUGCUGGAAUGUCUAUUAAAAGUUUUCUAAGUAAAGAGCAUGACUCUCAGCUGUUUGUAAAGAUUCAGUAGUUUGUUUGAAUAGCGUGUGAAAGUUUGUGAUGCUUAUAUAGAAGAGAUAUGUAAUAAGGACAUGGCUUUAUGAUAUGAUAUGAUGAUAUGAUAUAAGCUAAUUCAAUGUUCCAGUGUAUUUUGCUCAAAUUAAACUUUCAUCUUAUAUUACUUUACAUUAUAUCACAUUUGGAAAAUGCCUUAUUUAGAUAAUUGAAGCCCUACUUUUUUGACACUCCUUACUUUAUUUUUCAAUUAAGGAAUCUGAUAAACAUACAGUUCAACUAUGUAAUUUGAAAUGAAACCAUGUAUAUGAAAAUGCCCACUUUG
Messenger RNA from Siniperca chuatsi (mandarin fish), 2745 nucleotides. RefSeq names its product endothelin receptor type B-like. The coding region runs from base 154 to 1461 and encodes 435 amino acids. Lineage: Eukaryota; Metazoa; Chordata; Actinopteri; Centrarchiformes; Sinipercidae. Gene Ontology annotation, cellular component: membrane. The transcript has 8 exons. Gene Ontology annotation, molecular function: endothelin receptor activity. Gene Ontology annotation, biological process: enteric nervous system development; G protein-coupled receptor signaling pathway; regulation of blood pressure. The record is from RefSeq and is a predicted model, not a curated record.